Molecule: messenger RNA, 945 nt
Organism: Salvelinus namaycush (lake trout)
Lineage: Eukaryota; Metazoa; Chordata; Actinopteri; Salmoniformes; Salmonidae
Product: galanin receptor 2a-like
Exons: 5
Coding region: 1-945 (314 amino acids)
Biological process (GO): G protein-coupled receptor signaling pathway
Cellular component (GO): membrane
Molecular function (GO): G protein-coupled receptor activity
Source: RefSeq, a predicted model, not a curated record
AUGGACCUGCUGGGAGGGGAGAGAGCUGUCCCCAACACGUUCUCCCUGAUCUUUGCCUGUACCUGCGGGUUGAUCCUGGGCAUCGGUUUCUGUGCCAACCUACUGGUGUUCUCUCUGUUCGCCAAGUACAACACCCUGAGGAAGAACUGUCUGGACAUCCUGCUGCUCAGCAUGGCUCUGGCAGACUUCCUCACCCUGCUGCUCAUCCCCUUCACUCUGCACUCUGCCGUCAGCUACUCGUGGCCGCUGGGGGACACCUCCUGCAAGGUGUACCAGUUCUUUCUGGCCUUCUCCCUGGCAGCCAGCACCUACAGCCUGUGUGCCGUGUCCAUGACACGCGCCAUGAUCAUCACCAACCCCUACCACCCUCCUACCAUGGACCUGGUGGUCCUGAUGUUUGUCUUGGUCUGGGCAUCAGCCUUCUUCAUCAGCCUGCCUCUGAGGAUCUUCGCCACCAAGGAGAGCCUGGGCCCCGGCUUGGGUAAUUUUACAUUCUGCCUGCCCACCAUACAGGAACACCACUAUCAGGUGGUCCUCAGCCAGUUCAUGCUCUACUACUUUGUCCCUAUGCUGGUGAUCGCCUUCAACUACGUCCGGUUGGCCUGCUUCCUCCACAAGAGCCCAGUCAUGUCUGUGGCCAGUGCUCGCAACACACGCCGAGCCUCCUUUAUGGUGUUCCUGGCGGCCGGGACCUUCUCCAUCUGCUGGCUUCCCGGGUACAUCCUGGAGCUGUGUGUGUACCUUGGGCUCUACUGCCACGGCCAGUCCUGGGAGAUGUUCUACUUCAUCUGCACCGUGCUCCAGUACCUCCAUCCCUGUGUUAACCCCGUGCUCUAUGUGCUGCUGUCCAAGAGGUACCGCCACCGCAGGAGUGCCUGGUUGUUUACCUGCCACAGGAAUAGGGUGCAGCCGCAGGUUGUCAGCAUCACUACAGAGACUAUGUAG